Hyposmocoma kahamanoa is the source of this 1254-nucleotide messenger RNA. RefSeq lists its product as uncharacterized. The transcript has 3 exons. The coding region runs from base 22 to 1248 and encodes 408 amino acids. The record is from RefSeq and is a predicted model, not a curated record. Lineage: Eukaryota; Metazoa; Arthropoda; Insecta; Lepidoptera; Cosmopterigidae.
AUAGACUACUGCCGGCUUUCAAUGGCAUGCGUGCACGACGGUCGACAGGUGUGCGCCACAACGCCCGGCGGCUGCUCACGUCGCUCCUUCCUCGACCAAUGUGACAUGUAUGAAUAUAACUGCGACUUUGGCACAGGUUUUGACUUGAUUUGCGACACAACCAAUGAAACAUCUACUGCAACGACUUGUGUAACUAAUUCAGAAUCAUCUACGCAAGAAUGUACGCCAACUUGUGACGUGACUACGCAAUCCUUAACACCACUGACAAGUACACAGCAAUCAGAAGGCGACACAAUACAAUCCAAUAAAAUUAAUGACUUAAAUAAUAAAAAGCCAGUGAACACUGAGUUGUCAAACACACCAGACCCUGAAGAAACAAAGUCGACUAUUGAUCCAGAACGCUCCGACGACGAAAAACCAACAACUGGUAAUCUAAACUAUGAAAUAAAUGAAGCUAGAGACAAAGCAGAAAAGCUUAUGGACGAUCCCGAUAACGAUGAAAUACGUAAAGAUCCGGGUUCCGCGCCAAGGUCUGAAAUUGACGACGAUCCCGAAUAUCGAGGAAAGGAAGAGACUACAGGUAAUGAUGAUCAGUUUGUUGGUCAAGAUUCUUCAAGAUCAGAAGGAUCAGAAACAGAAGUUGUAAUAAAAUCUAAUGAUGAGUCGGGUUCCAAAGAAUUAGAAAAUAUAAUAACGAAACAACCAACGGUUGAUAACCUGGCGGAGGUUACCAAAUCACUAGAGUUUCCGAAAUCACUAGAGGUUUCCAAAUCACUAGACGUUGACGACGGUGAUACAACGAAUAAUAAGUUGGUAGUUGAUGACAAUACACCAAUGCCAGAUAUUAGGCCAUUUAUACAGCCAGAUGGAGAGUUGAAUCCAUAUGAAGGACUGUGUGAUGGAACACGUUGUCAAAGACCGUACACCUGGUACACGACGCUAAUAACACAUUCAAAUAUGGUAGAAACCGCGCCUCCACCAAAAUUAGAUCUAAAUAACGUUGCACAAGACCUUAAGGAAACUAUAGACUUAACACGCCGUGGACGUGCUCUCAAAAAGAGAAGGACCAGACAUAACUUUCGUCGUCACCACAAAAAUCGUCCAAAUACUGCAAAACAAAAACGACGGAAUUCGCAAAAGCCAUCCUCAAGGCUACGCAAACCAAGGAAUCAAAAAACCAUGAAACGCAAGAGAAUCACCAAAAGCAAUAAAACACAAAAAUCAAGAAAAAAAAAGAAAAAUGCGUAAAGACUC